Carcharodon carcharias (great white shark) is the source of this 906-nucleotide messenger RNA. Its product is annotated as claudin-4-like. Gene Ontology annotation, cellular component: bicellular tight junction; plasma membrane. The transcript has 3 exons. The record is from RefSeq and is a predicted model, not a curated record. NCBI's taxonomy places the organism in Eukaryota, Metazoa, Chordata, Chondrichthyes, Lamniformes, Lamnidae. Bases 1 to 906 code for a protein of 301 amino acids. Gene Ontology annotation, biological process: bicellular tight junction assembly; cell adhesion. Gene Ontology annotation, molecular function: structural molecule activity.
AUGACUCAGGGCGAGCUCAGAGGUGGCCGCCCCGUGGCAAACGAGGCUUCGAGAGAGGGAGCGUCCAGACGAAGGACAGGGGAGCUUGGACUGGCCCUCGAGAGCGGACCCGCCAAUGGAGAAAAGUCGCAAGGGAAGUCACGCUCUGCUUUCUCGCACAGCAAGAUCCCGAUGGGGGUUCGGGGGGACGGGUUCAGGAGGCGGGCGGGGUCGGCGUGCUGGAGGGUGCCACGUUCGGAGGCGCCGGAUGGUGGAGCCUUGGCGUCGGUUGGCGUGUGCCUGCAGCUGGUGGGCCUGGUCCUCUCGCUCCUCGGGUGGUUGGCCUCGGGUGCCUGCUGCGCCCUGCCCCUCUGGAAGAUCACCGUCUUCAGCGGGCAGACCCUGAUGAUCAAGCAGAAGAUGACCGAGGGCCUGUGGGUCAGCUGUAUCCUGCCCGGGCCCGGGAAGGCUAACUGUCGGGCCUUCAGCAGCUCGGGCAAGGAGGUGACCCUGGACGUGCAGAUAGGCCGUAUCCUCACCCUGACCACCGUGACCAUGGCCUUCCUGGGACUGUGCGUCAACUGCCUUGGCACCAGGUGCAUCAGCUGCGUCCCCAGACAGGGGGUCAAGUCCAGGCUCCUGACCGCCUCAGGAGUGGUCUUCAUUGUGGCCGGCACUGCCCAGCUCUUGGCUGUCACCUGGCCGGCCUACGUGCUGGCCACCGACUUCCACCACCCGCUGGUCUCCGAGGUCCUGCACAUCUCCAUCGGGCCCUGCAUCUACAUCGGCUGGGCGGCAGGAGCCCUGCUCCUGAUGGGGGGUUGCCUGCUGGGGUGUCCAUGCUGCCGCCGCUGCAGGAGACCCGACUAUGAUGGGCAGUACCCGGCGGGCAGGGCCUCCGACGGCGCAGCGAGGAACUUUGUGUGA